GGAUUGGCAGAGUUUCAACUUUACAUAACAAAAUGCAAUAAUUUUUGGCUGUUAUAAAAACUUCAAAAACGCGUAAAAAGGAGUGAAUUGGUGCAAAUUUUAAAUUGGUAUAAUAUCCUGGUAACCACAACAAGCCAAAGAUGUUCAGUUCCCUAUCCGGAAGAGCCGCAGUGCUCUCCACCGAAGUCGCCCAGAUUUUGCUGCGUAACACAUCGAUUCGCACGGCCUCGACCUUCAAAACGACCGGCUUACUUACGGCGAACCAUGCUCGUUUCUGGCUUCAGUCACAACCGCUAUCGCUGCCACAAGCUAAGCACUACGCGACAACCGGUCCGACCAACCCAACCCAGCUGGCCGCCGGCGAAGACGAACAGGGCGGCUUCUUCAAGCGCUUCAUCGCCCGGAUGGGCUGGAUCGACAACUCGAAGGUCCGCCUGCGCGUGUCCAGCUGCACGCUGUACGAAUCGGUUGCGGACAGCAUCAACUACGCGGAGUUUUUCACCCUGUUCCGUAUGCCGGACACGUUUAACACGUGGUUCCUGAUCACCGAGCUGCACGUGUGGAUGCUGCUGGUGCGGUCGAUGGCCGAAGGCGCGGAAAAGGAUGCCGCCGGACGGUAUCUGCGAAAUUGCAUUGUCGAAACCAUGUGGGACGACGUGACGACCCGGGCGAAGAAGCUCGCGGCGAGCAAUCCGUCGGCGGUGAAGCCCCAGAUUCAGAUGCUGUCGGAGCAGUUUCAGGCGGCGCUGAUUUCGUACGACGAGGGCGUUUGCUUCGACGAUAAGGCACUGGCGGCGGCCCUGUGGAGAAGGUUCUUUUCGGGCCACUGUGACGACUACGAGAAGCUGGAGCUGCUGGUGAAGUACGUGAGGAAACAGAUGUCCAUGCUGGACCAGCUGAGUCGUUACGAUUUUGCUAUCAAACCGAAAGUCCAGUGGCUGCCAUUAGUUGACAAACCUUCAGUAUAAAAUAAUGAAUAAAAUGGGGUUUUAAUUCAAGUUAAAAAGU
Messenger RNA from Culex pipiens pallens (northern house mosquito), 1008 nucleotides. It is a transcript of the gene Uqcc1, whose product is annotated as ubiquinol-cytochrome-c reductase complex assembly factor 1. The coding region runs from base 141 to 968 and encodes 275 amino acids. Gene Ontology annotation, biological process: mitochondrial respiratory chain complex III assembly. Gene Ontology annotation, cellular component: mitochondrion. NCBI's taxonomy places the organism in Eukaryota, Metazoa, Arthropoda, Insecta, Diptera, Culicidae. The record is from RefSeq and is a predicted model, not a curated record. The transcript is spliced from 3 exons.